This is a messenger RNA of Nipponia nippon (crested ibis), 1923 nucleotides long. RefSeq names its product PARP1 binding protein (gene PARPBP). The record is from RefSeq and is a predicted model, not a curated record. Lineage: Eukaryota; Metazoa; Chordata; Aves; Pelecaniformes; Threskiornithidae. Gene Ontology annotation, biological process: negative regulation of double-strand break repair via homologous recombination. Gene Ontology annotation, cellular component: chromatin.
AUGAUUGCUUUCCAGCAAAAAAUUUUAAACUUGAUCAAGUGUUUCAGAAGACAAUGGCCUUUAUUUUCAAACUCUGAAAGGACUACUGUAUGUGGAGCAGACUGCAUGCUGAUGGCGUUGCAACUGUCAAUGGCUGAAGUCAAUAAACAGCACCAUGGAGAUUUCACAGUAUCUCUUAGUGAUGUGUUGGAAACUUGGAAAUAUUUGUUACAUGACAAACUGGGUUUAUCAUACAAAAACAUGAAAGAACCUGAAAAUUAUGCUGACCUAAAAAAAACCUAUCAUGCCUUCUUAGCAAGAAGCAAUAUGUUAGAUCUAAUAGACAUAUGUCAGAAGUGCUAUGGUCUUGGACUUAUAUCUGAAGAUGAAAGCAUAGCCCCUGUUCAACUGUUGGAAUUUAUUUCUGGCAUAAUGAAUGUACAAGAAAAUAAUGGUUCUGUUCUUUCUACUCCUUCUACACCACUCAACAGACAGGGCCAGGAGAAUGUGAAGGUGACAAUCCUGGCAAAGAAGUGUGUUUGUUCAUAUUUAAGCCUGUUGGUGAAUUCCAAGGAUGAUCUGGCAUUGGCUCAUAUUCUAAAUGUUCCUGACAGAGGACUUGGUAGAGAAGCCUUCACUAAUCUAAAACAUGCCUCACAGAAGAGAAAAAUGUCCAUUUUCCUGAUGGCAACAUCUUUUAUCCGAACUGUAGAACUUGGAGGAAGAGGCUGUGCGUCUUCAUUAUUUGAUCCUUUAAAAGCCCAUGUAAAGGGGCUUUCAAACUUUGUUAAUUUUAUUGACAAGCUGCAAGAAAUUGUUGGUGAAAUCUUAAAUCCAAGAAUUGCAGGGGGGCGAAUUCUGUCAACAGUGAAGAUGCAUUUGAUAAAAGGCCGAAGCAAUGGGGAUCCUUUCUGUCAGGCAGUAGAGGAAGUUGUACAAGAUUUGGAUUUGAAGAUUAAAAAUAUUAUCGAUUCACAACAUGAAGUCUUGACUGCCAGUACUACUGGAGUCAGUCCAGCACGGCCAAAAUUGCAUUCCAUAAAUCAUGGCACUGUGUAUUGUGGCAGAGAUACUGUAAAGAUCUUACUAGUUCUUCUGGAUGAAGAAGCUGUCAGUCCUCCUACCCAGAACAAAGCAGAACUAUUAUAUGACGAUGAAAGCCUAAAUUUGUUUGGAAUCACCUCUGUUUUGACACUCUUCAGAUCUCCAGCACAAUCCAAUGGAUCUUCUCCAAAACCUCUUAGACAACGUAUUCGGAAAUGUAUGGAUGAAAAAGAAAUUAAGAUAAAGCAAUCUUCAAUCAAAUCUCAGUUUGCAUGUACGUAUAAAAAUGAGCUGAGUGAAAUAAAGGGUCAGCACUUCCUCAGCAGUAGCCAAGUUCCAAACUGCAUGCAUCCUGCACCAAAGCAACAUUUAAAAGCUGGAUAUCUCACAGAAGGUAUGAAUUCAUGUCUUGAUGAUGUACUAGUGCUUGGAACUAUUUCUGAAAAUGUUCACCAGACUAGAAGUUAUACAGAAAUGGGAAAGCUGAGUUGUCAGCCAAGAAACAAGAACUCCAAGAAUGAACAGAUGGAUUUGAAUAAUGACAAAGUAAUCUGUGAUAAGGAAAGUGAACCAUCUUUGCAAAAAAAUGCUAAAAGACCUAAGACUUCAAACAACCCUCAAAAGGAAUUGGACAGCGAAAUUGGUGGAAAAAGAAAACACAGCAAAACUGCAAGCAAGAACAAGUUGAUUGCUGGUCAGGCAAAAUUAACUCACUUUUUUAGACUGUAAGUUUUUGUUUUGACAUACACAGUAUGUUGACUGGUUCAGAAGUUGUAAAAUUUUAUGAGAAAAGGGUGAAAUUCAUUAAUUGCUUCCUUUCAUACUCAAAUAAGUGGAAGUAGCUUUUGUGUAAUAUUAGACAAAUACUUAUAAGUCUGGAUUAUGCAGAAGUCUUUUAUU